This is a messenger RNA of Aspergillus terreus NIH2624, 762 nucleotides long. RefSeq names its product synaptobrevin family protein. NCBI's taxonomy places the organism in Eukaryota, Fungi, Ascomycota, Eurotiomycetes, Eurotiales, Aspergillaceae. Gene Ontology annotation, biological process: vesicle-mediated transport. Bases 1 to 762 code for a protein of 253 amino acids. Gene Ontology annotation, cellular component: membrane. The record is from RefSeq and is a predicted model, not a curated record. The transcript has 2 exons.
AUGGCCUCGUCCUCGAAGCCAUCGAGCUUUCUGCUCUACUCUUGUAUAGCCCAUCGCACCACGAUCCUCGCCGAACAUUCCGCCCCAGGAACCUCCUCCACCGCCGCCUCCUCCCUCGCCUCCAUCAUCCUGCCCAAGAUCACCCACGACAAGCCCCAAAAGCUCACCUACACCCAUGAGCGUCUCUUCGUGCACUAUAUCGCCGACUCGCCGACAGGACCGUCCGAGGACUCCAGCCGUCAGGAGCCCGACUCGUAUGCGCCCCUGAGCUACAUCGUCGUCGCGACGGCCGAGCAGGGCCGCCGCAUCCCGUUCGCUUACCUCCUCGAGAUGAAGCGCAAGUUCCUGUCGACGUAUCCGCCGGCCAGCACCGACUUCGCCUCGCUGCCGGCCUACGGCUGCGCCGGGUUCAACUCCGAGCUCCGCGCCCUGCUGCAGACGUACAACACCGCUCCGCCGUCGGAUUCGCUCGCCUCCGCCCGCAGGGAGAUCGACAGCGUGCGCGAUAUCAUGACUGAGAAUAUUGAGCGGGUGCUCGAGCGCGGUGAACGUAUCGAUUUGCUAGUGGAUAAGACUGAUCGGCUGGGUGGGAGUGCGCAUGAUUUCCGUAUGCGGAGUCGCGGCCUGCGCCGGCGGAUGUGGUGGAAGAAUGUGAAGCUGAUGGUUUUGCUCGCGGUUGUGAUUAUCUUCCUGUUGUAUCUGUUUAUCGGGAUCGGCUGCGGACUGCCCGCUUGGGGGAAGUGUGUUGGACACAGCGAGUGA